Messenger RNA from Menidia menidia (Atlantic silverside), 369 nucleotides. NCBI's taxonomy places the organism in Eukaryota, Metazoa, Chordata, Actinopteri, Atheriniformes, Atherinopsidae. The record is from the annotation of a GenBank genome assembly.
UUCACCUUCUUCGACCCCAACGACCCGGCCUGCCAGGAGAUCCUGAGCGACCCGCGGACUAGCGUCCCGCAGCUGUUCGCCAUCGUGCGCCAGUGGGUGCCCCAGGUGCAGCACAAGAUCGACCUCAUCGGCAACGAGAUCCUGAAGCGCGGUUGCCAUGUCAACGACCGCGACGGCCUGACCGACAUGACGCUGCUGCACUAUAGCUGCGACCCUGCGGCGGCCCUGCGCCUGAGCAGCCGGCUGAUCUCUCUGGGCGCUGACGUGAGUCUGCGCAGCCGCUGGACCAACAUGAACGCGCUUCACUACGCCGCCUACUUCGACGUUCCCGAGCUCAUCCGGGUCCUGCUGAAGGCCGCCAAGCCCAGA